AUGCGACCCUCGGCCCAGCGUCCAUCAAACCUCCCCCCUUCGAUCCAUCGCUCGGCCCCUUUGGAAGAAAGGCGAAGCAGUAUCGGCAUCGCGCUCGUCACCGCCAUCAUCGCCAUCAUCGCCAUCAUCGUCAUCAUCGCCAUGGCUGCCCCCCUCGCCGGAUACACGUUCGAGCACUUCCUCGUCACGAGCCCGCACCCGUACGUGGCCCAUCUCGAAAUCAACCGGCCAAGGAAGCUCAAUGCCUUUUCGCCCGCCGUCUGGCAAGAGUACGGGGCGGCGUUCCGGCAGCUCAGCGCCGAUCCGGCCGUGCGGGUCGUCGUGCUGACGGGCGCCGGCGACCGCGCCUUCUCGGCCGGGCUUGAUGUUCAGGAAGGGUCCUUGACGGCCGUCAUCAGCGAGGCGGCCGCCGACGCUGCGCGCAAGGCCACGACUCUCCGCCGCUACAUUGAGGAGUUCCAAUCGUGCAUCGGAGAGAUGGAACGAUGUGAAAAACCCGUCAUCUGCGUGCUCCACGGCGUGAGCCUCGGCCUCGCCAUCGACAUAUCCUGCUGCGCCGACAUCCGGCUCUGCGCCGCCGACACGCGCUUCUCCGUCAAGGAAGUCGACAUCGGCCUCGCCGCCGACAUCGGCACGCUCGCGCGGCUGCCCAAGAUUGUCGGCUCGACGUCGUGGGUCAAGGACGUGUGCCUGUCGGCGCGCGACUUUGGCGCGCAGGAGGCACUCUCCGUCGGCUUCGUCAGCCAGGUGCACGAGGACAAGGCGCGGGCGGUCGGGGCCGCGCUGGCCAUGGCCAAGAAGCUGGCGGACAAGAGCCCCGUGGCGGUGCAGGGGACCAAAGAGCUGCUCAACUACGGGCGCGAGCACGGCACGGCCGACAGCUUGCGGUACACGCAGGUGUGGAACUCGGCGGCGCUGCAAGCGCAGGACGUGCCGGCAGCGUUGAUGAGCAUGUUCCAGAAGAAGACGCCGACGUUUGAGAAGCUAUAA
This is a messenger RNA of Drechmeria coniospora, 990 nucleotides long. RefSeq names its product enoyl-CoA hydratase/isomerase family protein. Bases 1 to 990 code for a protein of 329 amino acids. Lineage: Eukaryota; Fungi; Ascomycota; Sordariomycetes; Hypocreales; Ophiocordycipitaceae. The record is from RefSeq and is a predicted model, not a curated record. The transcript is spliced from 2 exons. Gene Ontology annotation, cellular component: mitochondrion. Gene Ontology annotation, molecular function: delta(3,5)-delta(2,4)-dienoyl-CoA isomerase activity.